Molecule: messenger RNA, 1158 nt
Organism: Cylindrotheca closterium
Lineage: Eukaryota; Bacillariophyta; Bacillariophyceae; Bacillariales; Bacillariaceae
Source: the annotation of a GenBank genome assembly
AUGACGGCUUCAUAUUAUCGGAUAUUGGGUUCUACGUUCAAGCAAAUCUUAAAUGCACCAAGCGAGCAGCUUGCAUCAAUGCAAGAGAUGGAUGCUCUGGUCAACCAGGUUUCCGGUACUUCACCGUUAUACCAAGGGGAGAUUAUUAUGGAAUACAAACCUGAGAGACUUUGGUUAUGGCAACAAUACUCCGGCACGAUACUGCAGUUCAACGUCCAGACCACCUUGCUGAACAUGGGGGUAUGUGCUCUGUUCUGCAUCUUUGCAAGAGAGGCCACUGGGCUUCCAUUUUUCGAGGAACCCAACAUGGCUGUGCCUUUUGUGGCUCGUCUCCAACUCGUCCACGAAGUUUGGAACUACCAGACUGCGUUGACAACCUUUGUUUUGACUUUCUUUGUCAACCAAAGCUUUAGCUUCUGGAAUGAGAUUUACAUGCUGACACGGGACGUCCAAAACCACAUCAACAAUUUCAAUUUGGUCGUCGCGACUCAUACGAAACGUGACAAGAAAAACGAGUACACCAAAGAAGCUGUUCAGCUCCUUGAAGAAAUUGGUCAGUUUUCGCGGUUGUAUCACAUUUUGCUGUGGGCGAGUAAGGCUAAGCGAUUCCAAGCAUUAUCUACGCCAGAAGGACUGAGUCGAAUGGAGAGUCGAGGAUUGAUGACAAGUCGACAGCUGAAGGUAUUAGAAGAGCUGACUGUGGCACCGAAUCAAUUGUAUCAUGCACCACUGGAGUGGAUGGUUAUUCGGGCGAAUCAAGCUAUGGACAAAGGGGUCUUAGCUGACGAGGACGCCGUGAGAUCAGCCCUCUUGGCAGAAGUAAGGUCCAUGAGAAACUCUGCACGUGACAUUUCGGACAAAUUGGAAGGUCGGAUGCCGCUUGCCUAUAUGUCCAGUUUGUCCAGAUUUUGGUUGAUACCUUUGUGUUCACAUCACAUUUCCUUAUUUCCAGAUUUGGGAGAGUUUUCAGUGGCUGCGGUAGGUAUUCUUACUCUAUUUUACACAGGCCUGAACAACUUGGCCAAAAUCUUCCUCGACCCGCUCAACAACGAAGAAUACUGUGAAAAUUCUAUGUUCAUGAAUUUGGGCGUGCUGAUUAGAGAGACCAAUGCCGUAUCUACGCUAUGGAUGAAAGCUGGCAAGGAACUUCCAUUUUAA